AUGUUCAUAGGUGGAUUUGCAGCAGAGGAAGCAGUUGUGCAGACCCCAAAGCAGCUGGAUAUCAGGGCAUUUCCGUGCCAGAGGAACGUCAAGAGUGACAGGUUCCUCCAGUCCAGGGCUGACCAGAAUCAGCUCUGCUUGACAGCUUCCAGCGAAGGGGGUGAAGACACCUCAGCAACCAGACAAGGAGUCAUGAAGAGGCAGCUGGAAGCUCUGUUGGGAAUUCUGUGUGUUCAGGUUUGCUGGGUGAGAGGAAUAAAGGUGGAGCAGAGUCCUUCAGAUUUGAGCCUCCAGGAGGGAACCAGCUCUACUCUGAGGUGCAAUUAUUCUAGUACCGUGGAAAAUGUGCAGUGGUUCUGGCAGAAGCCUGGAGAAGGCCUCAUCAGACUAUUUUACAUGACUUCUGGCAUGAAGCAGAAUGGAAGGUUACAAUACACUAUGAAUUCUAAGGAACGCUAUAGUACCUUAACGAUCACAGCCUCUCAACUGGAAGACUCAGCCACCUAUCUCUGUGCAGUGGAAGCACAGUGUUCCCAGCUCUUUGACCUCAUCUAUCUGCAGCAGUUGCAGAACUUGAGCAGCUUCAUUAGAAACUAUCUUUUCUAUGUCUAA
This is a messenger RNA of Chrysochloris asiatica (Cape golden mole), 612 nucleotides long. RefSeq lists its product as uncharacterized. Bases 1 to 612 code for a protein of 203 amino acids. NCBI's taxonomy places the organism in Eukaryota, Metazoa, Chordata, Mammalia, Afrosoricida, Chrysochloridae. The transcript is spliced from 5 exons. The record is from RefSeq and is a predicted model, not a curated record.